AUGGCUGCCUCCGACGAGAAGUACGUCGUCGAGCCUGCUCUGCAGCAAGCAGAGCAUGCAUCAGACCCUAGCAAGGCUCAUGCGGAUGUGGUUGUAAACGCCCGUCUUGCAUCCGAAAAAGAGCGGCAGAUGACCCUGAUGCAGGGCAUCCGCUUGUAUCCAAAGGCUAUCGGUUGGAGUCUCCUGAUUUCCACUUGCAUUAUCAUGGAAGGCUUUGACAUGAGUCUCGUCAACAACUUCUACGCGUUUCCUCAGUUCAACAAGAAAUUUGGUGAGCCUGACGGGAAGGGCGGCUAUGAGAUCCCUGCACACUGGCAGGCAGGUCUGAGCAACGGUGCCGCUGUUGGCUCUAUCAUUGGUCUCUUCCUCAACGGUUGGGCUUCUGAUAAGCUUGGAUACCGAUGGACUUGCAUCAUCUCACUUACCUGGUUAGCUGGAACGGUUGCCAUUUUCUUCACAGCUCAAAACGUGCAAACACUGCUCGCUGCUGAGAUUCUAUGCGGACUUCCGUGGGGUGUCUUCCAGACUGUCACGGUAUCAUAUGCGUCCGAAGUUUGCCCCGUCGCCCUCCGUGGUUACCUCACGACGUAUGUCAACUUCUGUUGGGGCGUGGGCCAGGAACUCGGUAUUGGCAUCAUCAAGGCCAUGAUCAACAGGGAAGACGAGUAUGCCUUCCGCAUCCCGUAUGCCCUCCAAUGGAUCUGGCCCCUUCCUCUCAUCAUUGGAAUCUACCUUGCACCCGAGUCCCCUUGGUGGCUCGUGCGAAAGGGCCGCACUGAAGAUGCCAAGAAAUCCCUCCUCCGUCUCACAAGCCUGGACAGGGAGACCGAUUUCGAUGCCGACGAGACUAUUGCCAUGAUGGUGCACACCACCGCUCUCGAAGAGAAGAUUACAACGGGAGCUUCCUAUCUGGACUGCUUCAAGGGCGUUGAUCUUCGCCGUACUGAAGUCGUUUGCAUGGUCUGGGCUAUUCAGAAUUUGAGUGGCAACAGCUUCUCAAACUAUUCCACGUACUUCUUGAAGGCUGCCGGACUGGACACUGAUGACUCAUACUCAUUUGCCCUUGGACAGUAUGCCAUGAACAUGGUCUGUGUUUUCAUCGCCUGGGGUCUCAUGGCUCGGGGAGUUGGUAGGAGAACUCUGUACCUCAUCGGUCUCAGUGCCUUGUUCACUAUUCUUCUUGUGAUGGGUUUCUUGGGCCUGGCGCCGGGUUCUAAGCGUGACCAAACCUCAAUUGCUACCGGCUCCUUGAUGAUCGUCUGGGCUUUCUUUUAUCAAUGUACUGUCGGAACAGUCUGCUACUCCUUGGUGGGAGAGCUAUCUUCGCGCCGCCUUCAGAUCAAGACUGUCGUUCUUGGUCGCAAUCUCUACAAUGUUGUGGGAAUUAUCAACGCUGUUUUGACGCCCUACAUGCUCAACCCCACCGCAUGGAACUGGCAGAACUUUACCGGAUUUUUCUGGGCCGGCAUCUGCUUCCUCUGCAUUAUUUACACUUAUUUCCGCGUACCCGAACCUAAUGGACGAACUUUUGCCGAACUGGAUCUGCUAUUUGAGAAGCACAUCAGUGCCAGGAAGUUUGCGUCGACAGAGAUUGAUGUGUUCCAUGAGGCGGUGGAUGAAAGCACAAUGGAGCGGUACGAGAAGACCACGGAGGCCAGACUCGAGUCCGUUUCAAGAGCGUAA
Messenger RNA from Clonostachys rhizophaga, 1683 nucleotides. NCBI's taxonomy places the organism in Eukaryota, Fungi, Ascomycota, Sordariomycetes, Hypocreales, Bionectriaceae. The record is from the annotation of a GenBank genome assembly.